CCUCUAUUAUGUUGUAAACUGGAAAUUUGUACCAUAUUUGGUGAGAAAAUGAAACAAUUCUGUUCAUUAUUCACUGCUGUUGUCUUGUUACUUGAAUAAAAUUUGCUUUCUGAAUAAUAUCCCCCUCCUCCAUUAUAACAAAGCCUAAAAGAAAACUUAUCAUUGCCCGCCAGAAAUUAACUCUCAAAAACCAUGAACCUGAUUACUUCUCAAUAUCUACACCCUUAACGUCCCCUCUACAAGCUUCUGUGAACUGUGAAUGGCAACUCCAACUUCCCUGUUUCUUCCCAAGAGACUCCCUCUGUUCCUUAACAUAUCCUUUCUGUUCCUCCUUUUUUUCUUUAUUGAAACUUAUGAUUCUCUUGGCGAAUCCAAUAAUGGGCAAAUUCCCAUCAUCACUAACCACUCUUUGAUCCCCCAUGGAAGCAACAGUGAUGGCUGCGCCAGCCUCCAUGACUACACUGAUUAUAAGACUAGGUGCUUGUAUGUCAAGUCAGAAAUUGGCUGCAGGCCUAAAGGGUACAUAAACUAUCUCCAGAUUUUUUAUUGCACUUGUGGCAGAUUUCCAAUUCUUGGUCAUCUUGUACUCCUAAUAUGGCUGUUUGUCUUGUUCUAUUUGCUCGGUGACACAGCUGCAAAUUACUUCUGUACUUCCUUAGAGAGCUUGUCCACAAUGCUAAAGCUUUCCCCUGCUAUCGCCGGAGUCACCCUCCUUUCACUUGGGAAUGGUGCUUCUGAUGUUUUUGCCAGUAUUGUUUCCUUCACAGGAUCUGGUAAUGGAGGUGUUGGUCUAAACAGUGUCUUAGGUGGAGCCUUUUUCGUGUCUAGUGCUGUGGUUGGUGUAAUUAGUAUAUUGAUUAACCGUCAUCGGAUUUCAGUUGAUGAGCCCAGCUUCAUUAGAGAUAUCCUCUUCUUCCUUUUUUCACUUUCUUCCCUCAUGUUCAUCAUUUUUAUUGGUCAAAUUACUUUGUGGGGAGCUCUUUCUUUUGUUUCUAUAUACUUCUUGUAUGUUGGUGCUGUUUCUGCCUCACAUUUCUUCAACAAAAAGAAAGACAGGAAAUUGAACUUAAUCCCAGAGUCUUCUGUUUCAAACAGCCAUGAUAACUUUGGAGAGGCUGGUAUACCAUUACUUGGUUAUGCUAGUGAUGAAAAAUCUAUUAUGGUGGAUAAAGAAACUCUUGAAAAUCAGGACGAAAAUCCAAAGUUUUUCAACUUUGAUUCACCUAGUUUUUAUUACUUUGGUAAGUUUCUGUACCUUUUGGAGUUACCUUUAUACUUGCCAAGGAGAUUGACCAUCCCUGUUAUUAAUGAGGAGAAAUGGUCCAAGCCAUAUGCAGUGAUUUCAGUAACAUUGGCGCCACUAAUGUUGGCAGAGCUUUGCAAUUCUCAAAGUGAGAAAAACAUGGGUUCCAAAAGCAGCUUGGUGACCUAUAUGAUUGCAGGAUUGGUUGGAAUGGUCUUUGGAAAUCUUGCAUUUGUGACUACCAAGAAGUCUAGCCCACCAAAGAGGUGCCAGUUACCUUGGCUUAUUGGAGGAUUCCUUAUGAGUGUAACCUGGACAUAUUUUACUGCUGAGGAACUGGUAUCUUUGUUGGUUUCUUUUGGAAAUAUCUUGGGAAUAAGUCCUUCAGUUCUGGGUCUCACUGUCCUUGCCUGGGGCAACUCACUUGGAGACUUAAUAUCUAAUUCUGCUAUGGCAAUUAAUGGUGGGGCAGAUGGGGCUCAAACUGCCAUCUCUGGUUGCUAUGCUGGGCCCAUGUUCAACACAUUGGUGGGCCUGGGGGUGUCUUUCGUUUGGUCGUCAUGGUCAGAGUAUCCUUCUUCAUUUGAGAUUCCUAGAGACCCUUCUCUUUAUGAGACCCUGGGAUUUCUUAUGGUAGGCUUGCUUUGGGCCCUAGUAAUAUUGCCAAGGAAGAAUAUGAGAUUGGAUAGGUUUCUAGGAGGUGGCCUCUUGGCCAUUUACUUCUGCUUUCUGUCUCUGAGACUAGCCAGAGCUCUUGGUCUAUCGAAACUUCAUGGGGGUUUCUCUUAUCAUAGCCUAAAAUGGUGGUUUUCUUAAUUGUAAUUUUUUAAAAGAUACAUAUAGCAGUAAACUAGCAUAUAUAAGUACAUGUAUUAUAUGAAUCAACAAGCAAAGCUGCCUGCCGCUUUCAUUUUUUUUUUUUGGUUCAUGGUUCAUAAGUAAGAGUAGGUACUGAAUUAUGGACAUUGGUUUUCUGU
Messenger RNA from Theobroma umbraticum, 2220 nucleotides. It is a transcript of the gene CAX7, whose product is annotated as calcium exchanger 7. Gene Ontology annotation, molecular function: monoatomic cation transmembrane transporter activity. Gene Ontology annotation, cellular component: membrane. Gene Ontology annotation, biological process: transmembrane transport; monoatomic cation transport. Lineage: Eukaryota; Viridiplantae; Streptophyta; Magnoliopsida; Malvales; Malvaceae. The record is from RefSeq and is a predicted model, not a curated record.